AUGGCAUCCUCAGAAGUAGACCAAAAGUUUCUUUGUCACUUUGCUACGCGCACCGGCGAAACCAACCCGUUCCUCUCGGGUAUGCUAUAUAAGAUACUGGGGCUUUCAGUAAUAUUAUCCAAAAAGUUGCUUCGCGCUCGCAAGCUACGGCGGCUAGACCCAACCCGGGAAACGAAAUCGUUCCAAUUAUACCACCAUAUCCUCUGGCUUUCGCGGGAAGGGCUAAUUAUUGUGGAGCAGUAUGUGCAUCCCAUGGUGACGGAUUAUGUCGAACUGCGAGUUCUGGCAUACAAACUGCAAGCAUCGUUUUAUCACAUAUUUGUGCUCUUCCACAACCAGCCCCGAGUUUACCACCGGGGUAUCCAGACUCUGCCCGGUUCAGCGUCUUACGUUGACAUUGUCAAUGCAACUACACCCGCCAACAGACAGAAUGGGGGAAAUGUACCGGACUCCUCCACAAAGCCGGCCCCAAUGCCUUCCCCUCCACCCGAAGGUGGGCCGGUCGGAUCUGGAAGUCAAAUGCAGCCACCAGGCCUCGAGUGUCCAGUACUGCCGAAAUUCGCGGCCUCCUUCAUUCUCCCAGCGAUAGAUUAUACGCCACGGGCAACCGAGUGCUUUACUUACGUGGCUGCGUUAUCCGACCAGCUACUCCCCGGAUCUCAUCCCAUACGCCUGUCUGUCAAGCUGGAAUACGCUGCAUAUCUCUAUGAUUGCCUCAAUGAUUCGACGGCGUGCAGACGCGUUGCCAAGCAAGCCAUCGCGGAUGUAUACAAUGCCCAAGAAGGGAUGGACGACGAAAGUUUUGAAGAUGCGGCAGAGCUAGUGAGUGUACUGGGGAAGAUGGUCAAACGAGGAGGUAAAACUACCAGCAGUGCCGGCGGAAGCAGUACUGGUGGAGCAGGAGACAAGUCGUUCAGUGACGCCAGCCAAGGCACGCCUUCCCGUGAUGCUGGUGCAGUAGACCUCAGCGGCACUCCGAAACAUCGCAAGCCACAGCCUAAACAGCAGCAACCAACGACACCACAGCGGCCAAUACCCACCUCCAGAGGAACACCCUCAAAUAUCCCAGCUGACGCAGGGCUUGGCCUAGCCAUUCCCCCGCCUACCGUAACUAACCCAUAUGAGGCAUCUCACGCUGGGCAAACGGAACCAUUAUGA
Arthroderma uncinatum is the source of this 1158-nucleotide messenger RNA. RefSeq lists its product as uncharacterized. Gene Ontology annotation, cellular component: cytoplasm. The transcript has a single exon. The record is from RefSeq and is a predicted model, not a curated record. Gene Ontology annotation, biological process: signal transduction. Lineage: Eukaryota; Fungi; Ascomycota; Eurotiomycetes; Onygenales; Arthrodermataceae. The coding region runs from base 1 to 1158 and encodes 385 amino acids.